Chelmon rostratus (copperband butterflyfish) is the source of this 3256-nucleotide messenger RNA. It is a transcript of the gene pex5, whose product is annotated as peroxisomal biogenesis factor 5. The transcript is spliced from 17 exons. The record is from RefSeq and is a predicted model, not a curated record. NCBI's taxonomy places the organism in Eukaryota, Metazoa, Chordata, Actinopteri, Chaetodontiformes, Chaetodontidae. The coding region runs from base 259 to 2301 and encodes 680 amino acids. Gene Ontology annotation, cellular component: cytosol; peroxisomal membrane. Gene Ontology annotation, molecular function: protein binding. Gene Ontology annotation, biological process: protein import into peroxisome matrix, docking.
GCGAUCUGUGAAGGGGUUUGUGCUUGUGGGUCAUGGAGGAAAAAGGUAGUCAAAUAAAAGAGAAGCGCCAAUAAGACACAGCGGCUGGUUUCAGACGGUUACCGGGAGGUUUGAGACUGCGGUUACUUUUGCUGAGACACGAUUCUGAAAUCAGACGGAGGCGACAGACCGGAGAGGAGGGACUGACGGUUCGGCUACAGCAGCUGCUGUCGGCGUUCUCAGGUGGUCUGAUUGGGUUUGCCUCGUCCUUGUGUUGCCAUGGCGAUGCGGGAGUUGGUAGAGGCAGAAUGUGGGGGAGCCAAUCCCCUCAUGAAGUUGACCAGUCACAUGACCAAGGAAGGGGGGGCAUGGCGACACCGCUCAACACCUACAAUUCCACCGACUGCCAUAGAAAUUGCAACUGAAGAAGAGCUGGUAAAUGAGUUCCUUCAGGCACCCCCACGCCCCCCACACACAUUUGACAUGGGUCAGCUGUUGGAGGAGAUGCAGCAGAUUGACCAGCAGAGCUUCAGACAGGCUCCACAGAGAGCUCCAGAUGUGGCAGCGUUGGCCCUCUCUGGUGACUGGGCGGCCGAAUUCCUCUCAGGUCCUGACUCUGCCUCCGCACCGGGGCUUACUGCUCUUGGAGACGCAGCAGAUGCUGAUUGGACGAGAGAAUUUAUCGCUGAGGCUGCAGAUCCUGGACGCUGGGCAGAGGAGUAUCUGGAGCAGUCGGAGGAGAAGUUGUGGCUGGGAGACCUGGGAGACAAGGAGAAUGAAUGGACAAAAGAGUAUCAACCAGGGGAGGAGCUCAGGCAGACAGCCAAUGAGAUCGUCUCAAAGGUUGAUGACCCCAAGUUACAAAACACAGAGUUCCUGCGAUUCAUUAGGCAGAUUGGCGAGGGCAGUGUGACAGUGGAGAGCAGAACAGACAAACAGCUCACAGAUAAAGCUCAGGCCCAGGAGGCUCAGAACUGGGCCUCCAACCUCAACCAGUUCCUGACGGAGACGGGGGGCGGGAGUCUUCCUUUGGAACCCCCAGAGAGGAAUGAGAAGAUUGAGAAAGUUAAAGCUAAACAAGCAGAGCAGUGGGCCAAGGUCGUCAGGCAGGUGUCUGUGGACUCGGCUGAAGCCUGGGUGGAUGAGUUCGCCACAUCAGGACCGGAUUUCCAAGAGGCUAAAGCUGCAGUGGAGAGUGAUGUGGAUUUCUGGGAGAAGCUGCAGCAGGAGUGGGAGGAGAUGGCCAAGAGGGAUGCAGAGAGCCAUCCCUGGCUGUCUGACUUCGAUCAGCUACUCAGCACUUCUUAUGACAAGGGGUAUCAGUUUGAAGAAGACAACCCCUACUUAUCCCACCCGGACCCUUUGUCAGAGGGAGUGAAGAGGAUGGAGGCAGGGGACAUCCCGGGUGCCGUACGCUUCUUUGAAAGUGCUGUACAGAGAGAACCAGACAACCAGCUGGCAUGGCAAUAUCUGGGAACCUGUCAGGCAGAGAAUGAGCAAGAAUUUGCUGCCAUCAGCGCCCUCCGCAGAUGUAUAGAGCUGAAGAACGACAACCUGACUGCUCUGAUGGCGUUGGCUGUCAGUUUCACUAACGAAUCGCUGCACAGGCAGGCCUGUGAGACUCUUCGCGACUGGCUGAAGCACAAUCCAAAAUACCGUUCUGUGUGGGAGCAGAAUGAGCGCGAACGUCAAAAGGACGGUGCCAGAGAAAGAGACAAGGAGAGGGAGCGGUUCGGGUCACUGCUGCCAGAAUCUUUGUUCACUGAUGUCCAGUCCCUGUUCCUGCAUGCAGCCAACUCUGAUCCCGCCCAGGUGGACCCCCAGCUGCAGUGUGGUCUGGGAGUUCUCUUCAACCUCAGUGGGGAGUACGACAAGGCGGUGGACUGUUUCAGCGCUGCUCUCUCUGUCACACCACAGGACUACCUGCUGUGGAAUAAGUUGGGUGCCACGCUAGCCAAUGGCAGCCGCUCAGAGGAGGCUGUGGCCGCCUACAGGCGAGCUCUGGAACUGCAGCCAGGUUUCGUCCGCAGUCGCUACAACUUGGGAAUCAGCUGCGUCAACCUCGGAGCACACAGAGAGGCAGUGGAGCACUUCCUUGAAGCUCUAUCCCUACAACGCCAGGCUGCCGGGGAUGGCGCGAGAGCUGCGAGGGGGCCUGGAGGUGCCGCAGCCACCGUGAUGUCCGACAACAUCUGGUCCACCCUGCGCAUGGCCCUCAGCAUGAUGGGAGAGAGCUCUCUGUACACUGCUGCUGACCGCAGGGACUUGGACACAUUGCUGGCUCACUUUUGCCAGAGAGAGGUGGACGGUGGGACUGAAUGAGGACCAGCCAGGGGGGGUGGGUUUAUUGAGUGUGAGUGUGUGUCGCUGGGAGGUAAAUGUCUGGGUGACUGAAUGAAGCAGAGAGGAAUCGGAGUGCUAACGGUUCCAGAGAAAUGGAGGAGGAAGACACUGUGAAUUAUCCACCAUCCUAGAGACAUCAUCUUGUGAUCAUGUGCGUUUAAAUGACUUUCAUCAAAUAUUGCAGUAUUAGUCUCUACCUGGAAGACGCAGCCAGCAGUAAUACAGUCAUGUCACUGUAUUUGACAUGUUUGACAGUCCUCACAUUUCUACCAACUGUGUUGAUCUGGAGAGCUAGGUUUAAUGAAAUGUCACUUUGAUUUGAAAUUUGCUCUCAAUGAUGAAAGUAAAUGAUGGAGAGGUUGUAGGUCGAACUUUAUACUCACUACGGUUAUGUAGAUUAAAGGUACAAUAUUGCUGUAACAUUGAAAAGAGCACUGCUUUAUCAAAAGUGCUCCCUGGUGAAGGAUUAGGCCGGUCCAGAGUACAAAUACUAAUCAGAAGUGCUACAGCAGCUUGUUUCUUUUUUAUAUAUAUUUUAUUUAAUUUUGUAGUAAUCAAUUAGCAGCCAGGACGAUGAACUGACAACCAGCGGGACUGUUACUCUUAUGUUAUGUGUGCGCGUGCGUGUUAGUGCGUGUGUGUGUGUGUGUGUGUGUGUGUGUGUGUGUGUGUGUAUGUUGGUUUUGGCGGGGAAUAUUAAUCCUACAUUGGAUGAUAAGAUCAUAUAAUUGUAAUAUCACUAGAAUGAUCUCUCUGGGCUCCUCCCUCUCUUGCUCUUUUUCAUAUCACUCUUGUAAAACAAUUUGCUUCAUUGUAAAAUAAUGCUAAAUGCCAUAUUGUGUAUUGUAACAUAAUUGUUGCACUAUAAUUGUUUUCAGGCUAGUUAAAUCCUGACUGCAAUGUUUAAUAUAAUAUUCAGCAAUAAAGCUUUGAU